Olea europaea var. sylvestris is the source of this 829-nucleotide messenger RNA. RefSeq names its product rhodanese-like domain-containing protein 4A, chloroplastic. The transcript has a single exon. The coding region runs from base 16 to 732 and encodes 238 amino acids. The record is from RefSeq and is a predicted model, not a curated record. NCBI's taxonomy places the organism in Eukaryota, Viridiplantae, Streptophyta, Magnoliopsida, Lamiales, Oleaceae.
UCUCUCUACUCGCUCAUGGAGUCUUUCUCCAUUUGCCUCUCAGCUUCUCAGUCUCUCCUAAACCAUCGCAAAACCCUAAAAUUCACGUCUAAAUCCAAUAUUGGCCCCUCAAAUUCACUUCCCACUUGCAAUUCCACUUCCAAUUUUACUUCCUUGACCAAUUCUUUGCAAAUUCGUUCCUCUAAUCACCAACUAAAGAGUACUUCAAGAACCAAAUUCUUCAAUCUUCUGUUCAAAAAUCUUUCUUUUCUCAAUACCCAGCAAUUUUUUCUUAAACCCGACAUGGGUGUUCUUUUUCUUGGACUCUCUUUUCCACUUUCUUGUUUUGCCUCAGAAACUAUUGCUCCCCCUGAAGAGGUGUCUAGCAAAAUUAACUUAGAAUCAAUUUUGGUUUCUAUAGACAAUUUUUUCAACAGGUACCCCUUUUUUGUUGCCACUGUCACAUUCAUUUGGCUCGUUGUCAUUCCCCUAACAGAGGAGUAUUUACAAAAAUACAAGUUUAUUUCAGCCAUUAAUGCAUUUAAAAAGCUCCAGUAUGACCCCAAUUCUCAGCUUUUAGAUAUCAGGGACAGCAGGAGUCUGGCCUAUUUGGAAUCACCCAAUUUGAAAAUCUUGAAUAAGAGUGCACUACAGGUUGAGUUUCGUGAAGGAGAUGAAGAGGGCUUUGUGAAGAAGGUUUUGAAGAACUUUGGGGAGCCAGGAAAUACAACUAUUUUUAUCAUUGACAAGUAAGUUUUGGAGAUAUGUUAGUUGCAAUUGCAAUGUACUGCAAUCUGUUGGAUGAUUUUUGUGAAUAGUGACGUCGAAAUAAGUAUAAUAAUGGUGACAA